AUAUAUGUAUAUUUUAUAUUUACAUUAAUUUCUAUUAUUAUUUAAUUUUAUUUUAUUAUUUAAAUGUAAUUUAAUACAUUUAUAUUAUAUAUAUAUAUAUUAAAUUUUUAUAUUGGUUUCUAUUAUUAUUUAAUAAGUUAUAUUAGUUAUGAGUUAUAUUAGUUUAUAUUAAAAUGAUAGUUUUUAUAUUUUUCUGCAAGACUUUGUUUUUGGACUCUCAGACAUGAGGCACCCUGACACGCAGACACAAUCCACCUCAGAGGAAACACCACAUGGACUCCCCGAGGAGAAGACCAAUGGGAGGAGGUGGUCGUCCAGGGCCAGGUCUGAGGCCCACGGCUGGGCUGCGGAUCCCAGAGGCCUUUACAGGGACCAGCACUGGCCUGAGGACUUGGAUCCUGACCUGCUGCUGGAGGAGGGACACGACAACUCCACGCAGAUUGUGAACAUGGAUCACGCCUACUACACGUCUAAGAUUUUGGGCCUGGGAGAUGCAGGUGGCACAGACAUGUGGGUCAACACAGACGAGAAGGACGAGGAUAUGUGGAAAGCUCACGGCUUCCUGACCAGCACGCACCGCCAAGCCGAGAGAGUCAAUUUAUCCUUUGGCUUUCCUUUCUAUGGUCACACAUUGAAGGAAGUCACCGUGGCAACUGGAGGUUUUAUUUAUACUGGAGAUGUAAUCCACCGUAUGCUGACUGCGACACAGUACAUCGCUCCUCUCAUGGCGAACUUCGACCCCAGUGUCUCCAAGAACUCUUCUGUCUUUUACUUUGACAAUGGCACGGCUCUGGUGGUGCAGUGGACCCGCCUCCACCUGCAGGACGAUGUCCAAUCAGGAACUUUCACCUUCCAAGCCGCCUUGCACAGCGACGGACGCAUCGUGUUUUCCUACAAAGAGAUUCCAAUUGACAUCAGAGACAUCAGCAGUGAGAAUCAUCCUGUCAAAGUCGGCCUGUCGGAUGCUUUUGUGGUGCUUCACAAGAUUGAGCAACUCCCCAAUGUCCGAAGGAGGACCAUCUACGAGUACCACAAAGUCGACAUUCUCAAAUCCAAAAUCGGCAAUGCUACAACUGUCGAGAUGCUACCUCUACCAACGUGUCUGCAGUUCUCCAGCUGUUCUCCAUGUGUCACUUCUCAGAUUGGCUUCAACUGCAGUUGGUGCUCCCAUCUGCAGAGAUGCUCCAGCGGCUUUGACCGGGAACGCCAGGACUGGGUGGAUCAUGGCUGCCAGGAUGAGAGACAAGAUCCACAUUGUUUACGAGGAUCCGACGCCACAGAUGGCGCACCGCGCCUCCUCAACAGAGCCACGCCCACUCCAGCUGCUGCCACCUCAGCUCAGAGGACCUUCAGUGUGACCGCCAUCUCUCCCAGCUGGAUGUCCACCAACGAGAAUAAACCGACACACCGCAGCGGCUACAGCAGCAAGGGAGAGACGUCCACUCCUUGGCCUUCCGUUAGCCAACCUGCAGAGGGCAACAUGGGCCAGCGAGAGCAGGUCGGGCUGCUGGCGGCCAUUGUCACAGUGACGUUGGUCAUGGCGGCGGUCGUCCUUGUGUCCGUCUACCUGUACAACCACCCCACGUCCAGCGCCAGCCUCUUCUUCAUGGAGCACCGUCCGGCCCGUUGGCCCACUAUGAAGUUCCGACGGGGCUCGGGUCACCCUUCGUACGCCGAGGUGGAGACCCCCGGACAACAGGAUAAAGACAGCGUGGCGGUCAUUGACCCCAAACAGUCUUUCGUCAUGUUGAUCAGGCGAGAGAGCGACCAGAAGGAAGGAUUCAUUGUUCCUGACCCAAGGGAAUGCUUCCUCGGCCAGGAGAGCUCCUGACCAAGACUAGAAAGCAUUGAGACUUUUCUCUCCUUAUACUAAACGAGAGUGUGCCGAGAGGACAUUAAUUAAUGCCUCCAUGAGGAAACAAGAUUUUUACGCGGCUUCCUGUUGGUGUUUACUCGGGGAAGCCAUUGGACCGCUUUAACAGGCAUCAAGGUAAACACUGCGGGAGAAAAACAUCUUGUUUUGACUGUGCUCGGGUUGUUUGUCAGGUUGUCAUGUUUAUGUCAGCGAGGGUCCACGACACUGCUGCUGUAUAGAGGCUAAGCCGAGAUCGCUGUUAUGUGUCAGUGGCCAGAAAACUUCCUCACAAGGCGGAAUGUCUUCGCCGGGUGUCAUUUCCUCUUUUCAAAAAUACAGACUAAAUUCCUCAGUGUUGCUGUUGCCUUUCAUGUGCGGGGCAAAUAAGGUUCACAGGGUCACGACUACCAGUCAUCCUCGUGCUUUUAUUCUUUAUUUACUGUAACUCAUAAAAGCAACAACUCAUCUACAUUGCUGUAUGAAUACUGUGUACUGUAAAUUACUGCAUUAUAAAUUCUCAAGAAUAUAUUAUCCAAACAAUUAUGUAUUGUUUUGGUUGGAUUUGUCUCGGGUGCACUGUGAUUUUUUUUCGUCAUUGUUAAACCAUAUGACAAUUUAUUGUAUUUCUUUGCCGCAUGCUACGCUAAAGGUGUCACUGACCUACAACAGCACAAAUGAAGGCACGUUUAAAUCCGCUCAAGGCACUCCAAGGUUCCUUCAAGAUUUGCUCUUCCUGUCUUCUGAAACAUAAUGAAAAAAAUAUUCAUGUUAAAAACGUCUUAAUUCCAACCAGAUCAGCAAGCAUCUACAACGAUAAAUACUGCAGUAAGAUUAAAGGUGCAUUUAGUAAUUAAUUAGUAAUGCAAUUGGUGGCAUGCAGUACCUUUGUAAGCCUCAAGAGGCAACAUCGUGUCACUGGUUUGUUUCACUUUUUUAAGGUGGCAGUUAUCAUUGAUAACUGGUGGGAGGAUUGAUUGCAUCAAGUAAACACGUCCCUGUUACACCACCUGUGCUUGCGCAUGAGCACACACCGUGGGCUUUGACUCCAAAUGUUUCCAGUUUUGUUUCACUUUUGUAAGGUGGCGGUUAUCAUUGAUAACUGGUGGGAGGUUUUAUUGCAUCAAGUAAACACUUCCCUGUUACACCACCUGUGCUUGUGCAUGAGCACACACUGUGGGCUUUGACUCCAAAUGUUUCCAGUUUUGUUUCACUUUUAUAAGGUGGCGGUUAUCAUUGAUAACUGGUGGGACGUUUGAUUGCAUCAAGUAAACACGUCCCUGUUACACCACCUGAGCUUGUGCAUGAGCACACACUGUGGGCUUUGACUCCAAAUGUUUCCAGUUUUGUUUCACUUUUGGAAAGUGGCGGUUAUCAUUGAUAACUGGUGGGAGGUUUGAUUGCAUUAAGUAAACACGUCCCUGUUACACCACCUGUGCUUGUGCAUGAGCACACACCGUGGGCUUUGGCUCCAAAUGUUUCCAGUUGUGUUUCACUUUUGUAAGGUGACGGUUAUCAUUGAUAACUGGUGGGAGGAUUGAUUGCAUCAAGUAAAGACGUCCCUGUUACACCACCUGUGCUUGUGCAUGAGCACACACCGUGGGCUUUGACUCCAAAUAUUUCCAGUUUUGUUUCACUUUUAUAAGGUGGCGGUUAUCAUUGAUAACUGGUGGGAGGAUUGAUUGCAUUAAGUAAACACGUGCCUGUUACACCACCCGUGCUUGUGCAUGAGCACACACCGUGGGCUUUGACUCCAAAUGUUUUCAGUUUUGUUUCCCCUUUGCAAGGUUGCGGUUAUCAUUGAUAACUGGUGGGAGGAUUGAUUGCAUUAAGUAAACACCUCCCUGUUACACCACAUGUGCUUGUGCAUGAGCACACACUGUGGGAUUUGACUCCAAAUGUUGUCAGUUUUGUUUAACUUUUCUAAGGUGGUGGUUAUCAUUGAUAACUGAUGGGAGGAUUGAUUGCAUCAAGUAAACACGCCCAUGUUACACCACCUGUGCUUGUGCAUGAGCACACACUGUGGGCUUUGACUCCAAAUGUUUCCAGUUUUGUUUCACUUUUGUAAGGUGGCGGUUAUCAUUGAUAACUGGUGGGAGGAUUGAGUGCAUUAAGUAAACACGUGCCUGUUACACCAGCUGUGCUUGCUGGUACAUUUAACAGUGGGAAUGAAAGCAUUUCACCUCGGCGUGGGAGGGCAGGCAGUCGUCUCCUCAUCUG
Messenger RNA from Doryrhamphus excisus (bluestripe pipefish), 4072 nucleotides. The record is from RefSeq and is a predicted model, not a curated record. NCBI's taxonomy places the organism in Eukaryota, Metazoa, Chordata, Actinopteri, Syngnathiformes, Syngnathidae.